Mixia osmundae IAM 14324 is the source of this 3762-nucleotide messenger RNA. Its product is annotated as glycosyltransferase family 2 protein. Gene Ontology annotation, molecular function: beta-1,4-mannosyltransferase activity; acyltransferase activity, transferring groups other than amino-acyl groups. Lineage: Eukaryota; Fungi; Basidiomycota; Mixiomycetes; Mixiales; Mixiaceae. The transcript has 5 exons. Bases 1 to 3762 code for a protein of 1253 amino acids. The record is from RefSeq and is a predicted model, not a curated record. Gene Ontology annotation, cellular component: cytoplasm.
AUGUUCAGCUCGGGCAACUAUGACGCCGACGAGCGCAAUGCUCGUCACAGGCAACACUCGACAGAGUCUGGCUCAUCCAGACCGUCUUACGAGAUGCCCAACAGUCGCAAUCUUGGCACUUUUGGGUAUGGCUCAUCUCAGGCAAGCCCUCAUCACUCGCACCAGAACUCAUCAGUCUCUUCGGUCUCUGGUGUGGACGAUGAGGAUGCGCCAUACCAUCCAUCGGCGCUAGCACAACAGCCUUAUCAUUCGCUCUCGACGUAUCAGCAGACUUCCAGACCAGGCACGCCUGGUCUUGACGCUUCGCCAGAUCGUAGAGAUACCGACCGGACCUCCAACGGCUCUUCGAACUCGUCUGGCGAACAUACCAAGGUUGACUCUAGAAGUCCGAGCGAGCAGAAUCUGCGCGAUCCACACCGAGAGUCUGAUGCGUCUCACUAUGACAACGAGGGCAUGUACAACCAGCGAUCCAACGAUUCGACCGCCUACAUAGGCUCGCCCGUCUACCCGCCAGGCUCGCCCACUUCCGGACAGUCUCACAAUGGCAUGUUCGGUCAAGUUUACGGCAGUCGCUAUCGGCAAGGCUCGUACACAACCGAUAGUGCUCGCGCAUCAACGAUCUUGAAUGACCAGAUCCAGACUAUACCCUACAACAACUCUUCGCGGGUAGCGCUCAAUAGCGAAUGGCGAAGCUCUGUUGGUUCGGAUCUCGGUGGGCAUCACAAAGAUGCUCUUUACGGUACCGGCAAAGAAGGCUUCGACUCGGGCGAGAUGGCCAUCCUCGAUCCUGACACAAAGGAGAAGUCAGGCGGCAAGGGCUCGACUUAUGUCUCUCUACCACCAGGCUCGCCUACAAUGAACGAAAAGGGCGGAUUUCCCGCGUCGCCGACCAAGGCAGAACCGGCAAUUGUGCUCAGCCGUGUCAAUCGUCUGGCCUGGAUCGACGGGCUCCGUGGUCUGGCAUCGAUUGUCAUUUUCACCCAUCAUUUUGCCGAUCUGACAUGGUCACGGAGUCAUCCCGAUACACUUGCAGAAGGCUCGGUCUACUUCUUCAUCCGCAACGGUCAACUGGCGGUCUGCAUGUACUUCUUGCUCGGUGGUCGCGUUCUGGCGCACUCGUUUCUCAAGUCCGCCUUCGCUGUGCCUAAAGUCCCCAAGGAUUCGCACGGCGUGCCGAUUCCGGGCGCAGUAGCACCCAAGAUGGGUUCGCCUAAAUGGCUCACAUUGUCUUCAUCGCUCUUCCGUCGCUCAAUCCGUCUUGCCUUGCCCGCCAUCGCCAUUGGCUUCAUUCAAUGGGUCGUCGCUAAGUCUGGCAUCAUCAAUGAUACCCCGAUCCAGGCCGCAACGAUGUACUUGCAACCUAGCGAUCUUUGGGCGCCAACGUGGAACUACAUUGGCAACUUCUGGGGUUUCCUGCAGUUCGUUCUCGAUCUGUUUACGAAUAACAACCAUCAGUACAUGCUGGCCGCUGGCUCGGCUCUCUGGACGACUUACAACCAGUUCUGGGGAUCUGUGCUUGUCUACAUCGUCGCUGCUACCGUCGCUCCCCUCGCCUGGCGCGGCCGAUACCUGCUAUACUCCCUUAUCUUGCUUGCGCUCUGGCAUUACUCCUCACCCAAUUUCCUAUACAUCGCAGGACUUUGGCUGGCCGACGCUCAUGCGGCCGGGUUCAUCCGCAAGAUCCAGGAUCAUUGGAUGCCCACGGUCGCUAUCGAGAUCUGCGUCAUGGCGAUAGCUCUGGCGUUCAUCGCAGGAGGAGGCAAGGUAGCCACGCCUGCGAACAACGCUAUUGCUUCCAUCUCGAUCAACGAUGGCAAAUAUGGUUAUGAUGCGACACUAGUCUGGCCGCAACUCAUGCUGAUGGCCAACUGGAUCCCGCCCACUAUGAUCAUCAUCUGGAUCGAGCUCAGUCACGCCAUGCAAUGGUUCGCCAGCUGGGGCAUCUUCGUCUGGAUCGGCAAAGUCUCCUACGGGUUCUAUCUCAUGCAGUUCCUGACGCUCUACGGCAUCAUGCCUCAUCUGAUCAUCCACUUUGCCAGCCAAGGCAAAUCGUACUGGGACUAUGUCAUCCCCGCAUACAUCCUGUCUUUACUGUUCAACUUUGUCGUCGCAUGGGUUGCUUAUCACGUACUCGAUCGUCUCGGUCUUAAGCUCGGCAAGUGGAUCUGGGACGGCUUCUUUGUCACCAAGCCGAAAAACGCAAGCGCACUGCCUUACAAGAUGGUUCGCGCUUUCGGACAUUGGGUCGUUCACCAGCCUGGUGAGAGCUAUCGCGACAUGGUCAACGGCACGGCAAGCUCUGUUCGUGGCUUCAUCAAGACCUGCAAGACCAUUCGGCAUUGGCGUUCGCCGGCGGUCAGACCCGUCAUUGUCAGCCCAACCGAUCCGGAUCUUCUUGCUCAGCUACACUCGACGCGAUGGACUGCAGAUCUCAGUCAGGACCGCGAAGCGGUCAGAACGGCACGCUUGCUCAACGUCCAGCAGUACGCCUGGCUCGUGCACAUUUGGCUGAUCCCUGCUAUCGCCGGCAUGUGGGUCUACUUCCACCCUACGGGUGGCUGGACAUUUGACGGUAUCACCUUUUCGACUCUGUGGCGAUUCAUCUGGAUCCUGUCGGUGCCGAAUUGUCUCGCUGCCUACAUUGGCUUCUGUACACCCGAUCGAGCGCCGAGCAAGAAGGUCAUGGAUAAGAAGCCCGUUUGCCGAGAGCAUAUCCGCAACUUCUUCAUCUUGCUCGUCACAAAGGGCUCAAACGAGGGCGCGGUCCGACGUGGUUACAACAAGCUCAUCAAACUCGAGAAGUACCAUCCUGCAGUCAAGGUCAUCCUGCUUUCCGACGAGCCAUACUCUUACCCUGAUCUGCAAAAUGUGGUUUGUCCCAAGGCGUACAAGUCACCGCUCGGCAAGGCAAAGUACAAAGCCCGCGCGCUUGACUAUUUCCGAUACCAUGUCUCACUUGGCGUGUACGACUGGAUUUUGCACAUGGACGAAGAAUCGGUCACAGACGGAGAGUCGCUUCGUCGAUGCAUGGACUUCAUCCGAUACACGCCACAUCACUUUGGUCAAGGCAUUAUCCUAUACAAUGGCGAAGGCUUCUGGAACAACUGGUAUUUCACUGUCGCAGACGGUAUUCGUGUUGGCGACGAUCUCGCGCGCUUCCACUUCCAGAACAGCGUCAUUCAUCGGCCAGUCUUUGGCGUCCACGGCUCUUUCCUCAUGACAUCUGGCGAAAUGGAAAACGAGUGCACUUGGGAUUUCGGCUCGCUUGCCGAAGAUUUCGAAUUCUCCCAGGACGCAUGGAACAGGGGCUUCACUUGCGGACGCAUACACGGCAUCGUUCGCGAGCAGUCUCCGACAUCCUUGCGCGAUUUCCUCAAGCAACGUCGGCGUUGGUUUAUGGGUAUCCGAGACAUCAAGGGUCUUUACGGCUUACCGAAUCUCGCUAUCAACUUGUGGAUCGUCGGCGUGUUCACGCUCGCAGUCACAAUCAUCAAUUUGCCUUUUGUCAUCAUCGACAGCUCAAAGACACCGCUCUGGAUCGCCAUCUGUGCCGAUUUCUGCUUCAUUACGUUCUACACGCUAUAUCUAUGGGGUAUUCUAUUCCAAGAGCUUGACGCAGGCACAAAGUGGUGGAAGAUCUGCAUCCACAUGCCUUGCUCGAUCGUCAUCCAACCGUUUGCUUCGGUCGCAGAAGGUCUGUCGGCUAUCUGGGCAAUGAGCUCCGAAGACUUUGGCAAAUUCGAAGUCAUCGUCAAAAAGUAA